AUGAACAACCAGGAGGCCUAUGAGCUGGCUGCGAAGGUGAAACUCCGUCCCGACGGGAAGUCUCCCUCUAUUAUGAUAGGCCUGCGUUUAUUACACUUCCAACCACCCCACUUUACCUUGGAGGUGCAGUGUUUGAAUGAAACCCAGCAAUACCUGUGCAGAAUCUUGCAUGAGGUGGGCUUGGAGCUCUGCAGCACGGCAGUAUGCACGCGAGACGGACCCUUCACCGUACAGCACGCUUUMACCCGCCGACACUGGACUGCCCCUGGUGUCAUACAGGCCAUCCAACAGUCCAGGAAGGCUAGAAAAUCCAAGAGCACACAGCCAGGGGAGGAUACAGGAACAGCCAGGCGAAGACAGGAAAUAGAGGAAGAAGCAGCAGUCACUGGUGAUUCCCACCGGUUACACUUGGUAUUGACCUCAAAAGCAUUUGGCUCUUGAUGUCCUUGGGAUUAGAUAUCCUUGAAAGAAAGCUACACGAGCUGCAAAAUAGAUUGGUUUUAGUCAAUCAAUGCAGAUGUGAAAAGA
Salvelinus sp. IW2-2015 is the source of this 528-nucleotide messenger RNA. Lineage: Eukaryota; Metazoa; Chordata; Actinopteri; Salmoniformes; Salmonidae. The record is from RefSeq and is a predicted model, not a curated record.